AUGUCGAUGACCAUUGAAGAAUGCAUGGCCGCUCGACCUGGUCGACCAGUACCCGACAUUCCAAGUAAUGUCAUGGAUCAAUUCAAUAUGAAGGGCAAGAUCUGUGUCAUCACGGGGCCCAGCCGGGGGAUUGGAUACGUGGUUGCAGAGGGACUCGCGGAAGCUGGUGCACAUAUCGUCAACGUAUUUUCUUCAGGAAACCCGGCUAUGAAUCAGAAGGCCGCGGCACUAGCCGAGCGGCGUGGAGUCAAGGUUGUGAAUCGUCGAUGCGACGUUGCCGAUGCCCAAAAGAUCAAAAGCCUGAUAUCUGAUAUCUGCACCGAAUUUGGCAGAAUCGAUGUUUUCGUCGCAAACGCUGGUAUCUGCAUCCCCAAACCCAUUCUGGAGCAAACUUUGGAAGAGUUCACGCCCAAGAUGAACGUCAAUGUGCACAGAGUAUUCUACUGCGCAAAAUUUGUUGGUGCUGUGUUCAAGGAGCAGGGCUACGGCAACCUCAUCAUCACGAGCAGCAUUAGUGGAGGGGUUGUCACGGUGCCGGUCGACCACAUUACAUACAACACAACGAAAGCAGCAGUCACGCAUCUCGGCAAGAGUCUGGCUUGCGAGUGGCGUGAAUUCUGUCGCGUAAAUACGAUUUCCCCAGGCUAUAUCGACACAGACAUGAGUUCAGAUCAAGCAGCCGUUAACGAAGCCACCGAAUGGCUGUGA
Molecule: messenger RNA, 708 nt
Organism: Rhinocladiella mackenziei CBS 650.93
Lineage: Eukaryota; Fungi; Ascomycota; Eurotiomycetes; Chaetothyriales; Herpotrichiellaceae
Exons: 1
Coding region: 1-708 (235 amino acids)
Cellular component (GO): intracellular anatomical structure
Molecular function (GO): oxidoreductase activity, acting on NAD(P)H, oxygen as acceptor
Source: RefSeq, a predicted model, not a curated record